This is a messenger RNA of Cucurbita pepo subsp. pepo (vegetable marrow), 1268 nucleotides long. The record is from RefSeq and is a predicted model, not a curated record. NCBI's taxonomy places the organism in Eukaryota, Viridiplantae, Streptophyta, Magnoliopsida, Cucurbitales, Cucurbitaceae.
AGAUGGGUAGCUUCUUCUUCUUCUUCGUCUUCAUCUUGCUCGGAAUCGCAGCAGCGGAAAGCGGUUUCCCGGGAAUCCAACUGCCCGGCAUUCCGUCGUCGGAAAACCGCUCUGGGUUUUUCAUAUUCGGAGAUUCCUACGUGGAUGCCGGAAACAACAACUACAUCAAUACCACCGGUGACUUUCUGGCCAAUUACCCGCCCUACGGCGAAACCUUCUUCCCAACCCCAACCGGCCGGUUUUCCGACGGCCGUAUUAUUCCUGAUUUCUUAGCUGAGUAUGCAAACUUGCCUUUAAUUCAGCCAUAUUUGGACCCUACGAACAAUUUGUAUUUGAAUGGUGUGAACUUUGCAUCCGGUGGAGGUGGCGCUUUAGCUGGGAGUCAUAAAGGACAGGCCAUAGGGCUUCAAACCCAAAUGAAGUUCUUCAAAAGGGUGAAGAACUCACUAACAAAGAGGCUUGGGAAUGCAAGAACUCAAAGCUUCUUCUCCAACUCGGUUUUUUUGUUUAAUUUCGGGGGAAACGAUUACCUAAAUCCGUUCGAUAUAAGCUACGACAUAUUCAAAACCCUAGACGCUCAAGAACAGUUCGCGGAUAUGGUGAUCGGAAACAUAACGAUAGCACUUAAGGAAGUAUACAAGUGUGGAGGAAGGAAAUUUGGGUUUAUGACGGUGCCUCCUUUGGGUUAUACGCCGAGUUCGAGAUUGAAAAAAAAUGCCCAAUUUUUCGAUGAGUCGUCUUCGUUAGCAAGGGUGCACAACAAGUUGUUUCUCAUGGCCAUACAAAGACUCGCCACUCAACUCGAUGGGUUCAAAUAUGCUUUCGCUGAUACCCACACUUUGCUCCUUCAAAGAAUCCUAAACCCUACCAAAUAUGGUUUCAAGAUAGUCGACACAGCAUGUUGUGGGAGUGACGAGUUUCGAGGGUUUUUUAAUUGUGGAAGGAAGAAAGGAGCUUUACCAUAUACUCUUUGUGAGAAUGUUCAAGACUAUAUGUUCUUUGAUUCUUAUCAUCCAACUGAAAAGACUUUCGAGCAGCUUGCCAAGGAGAUGUGGAGUGGAGAUGCUGACAUUGUUAAGCCUUAUAACUUCAAACAACUCUUUCAAUAUGAUCCAUUCUUGGGCUCUCAAUGAGAGAGAUCAUGUUACUUAGGACGUUGAGCUCCAUGGUUAGAAUUAGACGUGUGGAGUUUGAGAUCGAGUAAUAUGUUUUAGCGUUUUUAAUAUCGUUGGUUAUGUAAACUCGGUUUCACCUAAUUGAUCGUGGUG